AUGGCGGACACGGCAUCCGACAAUCAACCGGAGCCAGCCCCACCCACCGAAUCGGCGAGUGCUGACAACUUCGGCGAUCUACUGGCGCAGCUACUACAAUCACUACCCGCUGAGGCGUCACGGCUCUUCCUUAUGGCGCUCAGUGGUCUAUCUCCGAGUGAGAGUGCUGAGCUUUGUCGCUAUGUUGAUCGCCUACGCGACGAGAAGCAGUUUCGCGUGAUUAAAGCCAUGGCCGAGUCUACCAUCGAGGGCAAAAAAAAGUUUAUCCUAAACUUGCGCAAGAAGUUUAUCGUUCAGCAGGCUAAGCUGGCCGAAGUACAGGCGCAGGAAGAGCAGAACAUGGAGUCUCACCUUAAGCGCAAGCAGGCGCUAAACGCUGCCAGUCGCGUCAAAAUGCUCAAUGGUGGAGCCAACAAAUUUCAUUCGUUUAAUGCUGUCGUUGGCCCUGAUGGCAAAGAAAAUGAUGGUCAGAAACUGACGUCACAGCUUUUGGCUGGUAUGCCAAAUGCGGAUGGCGUCGUCGUUGGCCGCUCGCUGUCUUCCUCGUCUGUAGUAAUCUCCAAGGAAGAUAUUUCUCAAGUGGGGCGUCUACUCAGCCACUCGCAUAUUGGCGACUCGGAGAUGAACUUACGCGAACUGGAAAUUAACAAAAAAGGUUUCAUCCCGGGAUUUAGCAAGAGCGCAACAACUGCAACACAGGACGACGACUUCUCGAUGUCGAAGCGCGACCGUCCUGAGAGUAGCCGUGCGCUUGUUGAAGGCGAACAGAAGCCCGCGCAGCGCACACGUCCCGAUGCAGACACGCCUGUUGCAGUCCACACUGACAACACUGAGAACUCCAACGGAGACAUUGAAACUGUUGAAGACCCCGACGCUCCGACGACCAAGCGCUGGACGAAGAGUCAGGAUGCGGCGCUUCGUGAGAGUGUGCGUAUCCACGGUGAAAAGAACUGGAAGGCUAUUGCCGAGUUGGUACCAGGUCGCAACCACGCCCAAUGCCUGCAGCGUUGGCGAAAAGUGCUCAAGCCGGGUCUAGUGAAGGGCCACUGGUCGUUUGAAGAGGAUCAAGUGCUCGAGUAUUUGGUAACACAGGGCUGCAACAACUGGGGUCAAAUUGCUGAGCGUAUACCUGGCCGUACACCCAAGCAGUGUCGUGAAAGAUGGAAAAACCACUUAGACCCGGCCAUUAAUAAGGGCCCGUAUACGGAAGAGGAAGAUUCUGUGAUCCUUACGGCACAAGCACGGCUCGGUAACAAGUGGUCGCAGAUCGCACAACUUCUGAAGGGGCGUACCGAAGACUCUGUGAAAAUUCGUUGGAAGUCGCUCAAGCAGAACCCAAGCAAGGCUGCAGCAUCGCACGCUCAGCACAAGAAGAAUCAGCAGCAAGCACAGGCUGCCGCAGCACAGCAGGCGGCGAUGGGCUACAACAACUCGGCGCUGAUGCGGCAGCGACAGAUGCAACUUUUGCAGCAGCAGCAACAUCUGCAGGCGCAUAACGCCGAGGCAGUACAGCAACUCGACCAGCAGCAACAAAUGCAACAGAUGCGUCUUCACGAGAAGAUGAUGCAGCAGCAGAUGCAGCAGGGCCAGCACAUUAGCCACGUUGCCAUGCUUACGGAGGAUCUGAAGGCAGAACCGUACCAGCAAAACCGCGCUAUGCUCAUGGGCCACUCGCCUGCUGCCGACCCGAAUUUGUACGCCGCUGCUGCCUAUGCCCAGCAAUCUUAUGUCCCACCGCAGCAAUAUGAGAGUCAGGAGUACGCUGCCAACAGUGGCUACGAUCCGCGGUAUUUCGAACGACAGACGUCCACUGGCGUUGCGAGUCAAGGCGCGUCUCCUGCACACCAGUCUGGCCAGCAGCAGCAACAGAAUGGCAGUGAGACCUGGCUCCCGCCCUCUGCAGCCCCCGCAAACGGUGAGAUCGACCAAGACGGGAUGUCCCGGAUAGCCGAUAACCAGCAGCAAGCUCAGCAGCCGCAGCAACCUGGCGCCAACGGGCAGGGUAUGUGGGACCCGUACCCACGACAGGAUGCCGCACAACUGAGCCCGCUGAGUCUGCAGGCGUUGUUGCAAGAUCCUGCACGCGCUGGUACAAUGGAUCCAAGUUUUUACCAGCCCGUGGAGCAGCAGCCACCGGAGGCCGUGACGUACGAAAUUGGUGGCUCAAGCUUCGGCGGCACACCGAGCAUGGCGUUUCCACACACCCAUGCGCUGUAG
This is a messenger RNA of Phytophthora infestans T30-4, 2217 nucleotides long. Its product is annotated as myb-like DNA-binding protein, putative. The record is from RefSeq and is a predicted model, not a curated record. The transcript is spliced from 4 exons. Gene Ontology annotation, molecular function: DNA-binding transcription factor activity, RNA polymerase II-specific; RNA polymerase II cis-regulatory region sequence-specific DNA binding. Gene Ontology annotation, cellular component: nucleus. Gene Ontology annotation, biological process: regulation of DNA-templated transcription. Lineage: Eukaryota; Oomycota; Peronosporomycetes; Peronosporales; Peronosporaceae. Bases 1 to 2217 code for a protein of 738 amino acids.